CUACAGGAUGGGUCGCUUCCCAGCCCGGCUGCUAUUGCUGGCACUAACAGGGCCCUGCAUUGCAGGAAAGGACCUGGAAAUGGUGAGAAGAGUGCGGGGAGGCGCGCUCACUACAGUGUGUCACUACAAUGAUCACAAGUAUUCACAAAGUGAGAAAUUUUGGUGCAAGGAGCUGUCAGACUUGGAAUGCCGCACCAUAGUCCAGAGCUCCCCCGCAGCAGGAAGGAAUUCUCCAAAUCCUCCAGAUGCAAGGGUCAGCCUAAAAGACUUGAGAAUUGGCUGGAUUUCUGUGUCCAUGACGGAGCUCCGGGUAGAGGAUUCGGGAAUAUACUGGUGUGGGGUUUCCGAUCAUAUGAAGAUUAUCCCAUUGAAAAAGAUAAAAGUGGCGGUAUCUUAUGAAGCUCCCAUGAGGCUAUCUGCCAAAAAAGGAGACUCCAUCUCUCUAAAUUGUUCCUAUUUUAUGAUGGACGACAGCAGAAGACCUAAUAAUUUUACCUGGUGCAAAAUGAUAACCGCAACCAGAUGUCUACCUUUCGUCAGCGUUGAGAUUGAUCAGAUU
This is a messenger RNA of Terrapene triunguis (Three-toed box turtle), 559 nucleotides long. RefSeq names its product CMRF35-like molecule 5. The transcript has 3 exons. The record is from RefSeq and is a predicted model, not a curated record. The annotation marks the transcript as partial. Gene Ontology annotation, molecular function: signaling receptor activity. Lineage: Eukaryota; Metazoa; Chordata; Testudines; Emydidae. Gene Ontology annotation, cellular component: cell surface.